AUGACUUUCAUAGCCAAGACGUUUUAUGACCUGCGUGCUACAACGCUGGAAGGGCAAUCUAUUGACUUUAAUGUCUACCGAGGCCGAGUGGUACUUAUCGAGAAUGUGGCAUCACUAUGAGGCACCACCACCCGGGACUACAGCCAGCUCAACCAGCUUCAGAGCAGGUACCCGCACCGGCUGGUGGUCCUGGCCUUCCCCUGUAAUCAGUUUGGCUACCAGGAAAACUGCCAAAAUGGAGAGAUCCUGAACUGUUUGAAGCACGUACGGCCAGGCGGAGGGUUUGAGCCUUUGUUCACUGUAUUUGAGAAGUGCGAUGUAAACGGGGCUAACGUGCAUCCUGUCUUCGCAUACCUGAAAGACAAACUUCCGUACCCUGAUGAUGACCCGGUCUCUCUUAUGCAGGAACCCAAGUUCUUAGUGUGGAGUCCUAUCAACAGGACUGAUAUCUCAUGGAAUUUUGAGAAGUUUCUGAUUGGCCCAGAGGGCGAGCCUUUCAAGAGAUACAGCAAAAACUUUGAGACCAUUAACAUAGAACCCGACAUUCAAAGGCUACUGAGGCUGACCAAAAACUAAUCAAAACAGGUGCCUCAGAAUGUAGCUUGUUUCAUUGUAAGUACCACUGUGUGCUCCUCUACCUUUUCUUAUUUUACUUAAUGAAGUUGAUGCUCUAAAUGUAUGGAGUAUUAACUGAGGUGGUGUAAAUAUAAAAAAAGACAUGUAGAGGAUGCUAACAGAGAUGUACUGAAAAGAAUGAUUUAAUAAAAAAUAAAGUCU
Molecule: messenger RNA, 777 nt
Organism: Tachysurus vachellii
Lineage: Eukaryota; Metazoa; Chordata; Actinopteri; Siluriformes; Bagridae
Gene: gpx2
Product: glutathione peroxidase 2
Exons: 2
Biological process (GO): response to oxidative stress
Molecular function (GO): glutathione peroxidase activity
Source: RefSeq, a predicted model, not a curated record